AUGUCGGUUCUAUUGGAGACCAGCGUUGGUGAUAUUGUUGUCGACUUGCUGGUCGAACAUGCGCCGAAGCUUUGUGAAAAUUUCUUGAAGCUCUGCAAAAUCAAAUACUACAAUUUCUCUCCCAUUCACUCAGUGCAAAAGAACUUCACAUUCCAAACUGGCGACCCUCUCGGGCCUCUGUCGAAACAAUUCGAUGGGGGCUCUUCAAUAUGGGGACACAUAUCCGGAGACCCUUCGAAGCAGUCAUUUCCUGCUUUUUUUCAUCCCAAGCUGAAGCACGUUGAGCGCGGCACAGUUAGCAUGGCCACGGUGCCCCUCUCUACCGACCCCGAUACGCGCCUUGCUGCCUCCCAAUUCAUCAUUACUCUUGGCGAACAUACCGAUUUUCUAGACGGCAAGGCCGCUAUAUUUGGAAAAGUUGUAGAAGGGUUUGAUGCAUUGGAGAAAAUCAAUGAAGCUAUUGUUGAUGACAAAGGCUAUCCUCUGGUCGACAUCCGCAUCAAACACACAGUCGUGCUGGACGACCCAUAUCCCGACCCUUCCGGUUUACGGGAGCCUAGCUCAAGCCCGCCGCCAACGGAGUCUCAGCUUAAGACAGUACGAAUUGCUGAUGAGGCAGCUUUGCACCAAGAUGACGGGGUAGACGAGGCUGAGUUGGAACGGCGACGCCGUCAGACCGAGGCCAACGCACAGGCCUUGACGUUGGAAAUGAUGGGAGACUUACCGUUUGCCGAGGUGAAGCCGCCGGAAAACGUUCUUUUCGUCUGCAAAUUACAUCCAGUCACAGGUGACCAGGAUCUGGAGCUAAUCUUUGGUCGGUUUGGAAAAAUUUUGAGCUGCGAAGUGAUUCGAGACGCAAAAACAGGAGACAGUCUACAAUACGCAUUUAUCGAGUUUGAAGACAAAGCAUCUUGUGAAGCCGCCUACUUUAAAAUGCAAGGCGUACUGAUAGAUGAUCGAAGAAUCCAUGUUGACUUCUCCCAGAGUGUAAGUAAACUAAGCGAUGUUUGGAGAAAGGACACAAAUAGCAAGCGACGGGCAAAUGCUUCGCGUGGUGGCUGGGGCGGUGUUGAUGAACUUGAAAAGAGAAGGCAAUACCGAGCUGAGGCAGAAGCUCCGCAGAAGAACAAGUACGGCAUGAUCUAUGGUGACGAAGAGAUGAAGGGUCGCCAUACACGGAGCGGACGAAGGGAUAUGCAUGGAGAAAAUCCCUCAUCAAGGGGAGAGGAUCGGCGAGAUGACGACGCUCGAAGCCGCAGCCCGCUUACACGAGAACGAAGCCGUGAUAGACAACCGAUUUGGAGGGACUCUCAUCGUCACGGGGACGGGAGAGAAUGGGACCGUAGAGAUCGGAAUCGUAGGUACAGCGACAAGGACAGAUACAGACACGGGGACAGGGAUAGGGAUCGAGAUGGACAACGGGAUAAGGGUACAGAACAGCGCGACGACUCGUAUCGUCCAAGACGAUGA
Messenger RNA from Metarhizium album ARSEF 1941, 1470 nucleotides. Its product is annotated as RNA binding protein. The transcript is spliced from 2 exons. Gene Ontology annotation, biological process: protein peptidyl-prolyl isomerization. NCBI's taxonomy places the organism in Eukaryota, Fungi, Ascomycota, Sordariomycetes, Hypocreales, Clavicipitaceae. The coding region runs from base 1 to 1470 and encodes 489 amino acids. Gene Ontology annotation, molecular function: peptidyl-prolyl cis-trans isomerase activity; RNA binding. Gene Ontology annotation, cellular component: nucleus. The record is from RefSeq and is a predicted model, not a curated record.